Molecule: messenger RNA, 1611 nt
Organism: Fusarium venenatum
Lineage: Eukaryota; Fungi; Ascomycota; Sordariomycetes; Hypocreales; Nectriaceae
Biological process (GO): regulation of DNA-templated transcription
Molecular function (GO): DNA-binding transcription factor activity, RNA polymerase II-specific; zinc ion binding
Source: RefSeq, a predicted model, not a curated record
AUGUUUAGUACCUUGCGGCAAACGUCUGGCGACGGAGACCGUCUCCUCAGCGUGGAGAUUGCCCCGCCCUUUGACAAGGACAGGAUGUCAAUGCGGACCGCCUGUGAAAGAUGCCGCAUGCAGAAGUCCAAGUGUGUCAGUGGCGAGAAUGGUUGUAUGCUCUGCGUUGCAAAGAACCAAAAAUGCGAGUACUUGGUUGUCUCAAGACCAAGACGGCGCAGAUCCAGCGUCGCUGGUGGUGGCUCAAAAACACGCAACGACAAUGAGGAUGAAGACGGCGACAACAACAUAGUCGUCAACAAGCAGUCAAAUCAGGCAAAAAUGCACAAACGCUGGUCUAGAAUGCAGACAAUACGACAAUCAUCACCAUUAUCAACACAACCAUCAUCACCCAAAGAGCAAGUGAGGGCCACAACAGUCUCAAAGCCAUCGCUUCAGGACAGCAACAACAACACAACAGGGCCAGAUAUGAGUCUGAAAGAUGCGCAACAACUAAUUUUCAGCGACGCUUUCUUUCCAGACCCCCUUGGACAAAUUCCAGCUGUCUUUCCGCAUUUCGAGCCCGCAACCGCCAGAGAUUUCUUUAGCAGUAUGCCUAUACCUGCUGAGAAAAUUUAUGCAGGCUGCGGUAUUACCGCUGAAGCAUUGACUGCUCGAGGAGACAGCAGUAAGCAGAACAAUCACACAUCUGUUUACUCGUCGUCAUCGGCAGACAGCAUCUUCGAAUUCGGAGUUGACCAGAUGGACUUUCUGAUGGAUGAGUCACGCAUCACUGCAACAAUGGCUCCCAACAAAGCCCGAGACAACAACAAAGUCUCAAAUGAGGCUCGGCCUAUUACAACUCAUUCCUCAACACCGUCAGACUCAGAUCCCGUCUUUAACCCCACGUCCAUCUCCACAACGUCAUCUUGUGGCUGCAUGAUGACAGCUGUUACCAUCUACGAGGCCUUGCAAGUUCAGCUUGUAUGGGGAGACCCCAUCGCUGGCCCAUCAGCGACAUCGAGUCCCAAGUCCUCGUCAGCAGGAUCUUCGUACUCGUCUGGGCCAUCAUGGUCAGAUUCAGCAUCAGGAUCAGCAUACAAUUCACCAACACCGCUUAUGACACAACAAACAAUCCUCAAACGUCAGAAGACGGUACUUAUGCGUUGCGACUCACUUACCCGAUGUGGCAGCUGCUGGUCUCGUCCAGACUUUGUUAUGCUGAUCAUUACCAUAUGUGAUCGCAUACUGACUAGUCUGGAGGCGGUCGAGCGUUUCGUCUGUAAUAAAAACGACGAUGACAUGAAUACAGUCAGCUCCAACGGAAAUGCUUCUGCCGUGGAUAUUCAGGCCACUUUGACAUCGUCGCGCACGGAGCUGGAUUCAUCCUUGUCUUCCUCGUCCCAGGGGCUGCAGCGUGGGGUGGGUGCAUGGCAGAUCGACGACGAGGAUGAACAGGAACUUGUUAUUAGCUUGAUCAAGUCCCGCGUCACAAGGCUCGGUAAUCUAAUCAACAUUGCAGAGGGAACAAUAAGCGCAAACGGGUGGCCUUGGCAUGAGAGGCUGGUCCAGGCUCUGCGGAGGAGGUCUAACAAGCUUGCUAUCUCCCUGUCAUUUCGCGGCUUUCCCUAA